Molecule: messenger RNA, 1476 nt
Organism: Lentinula edodes (shiitake mushroom)
Lineage: Eukaryota; Fungi; Basidiomycota; Agaricomycetes; Agaricales; Omphalotaceae
Product: general substrate transporter
Exons: 9
Coding region: 1-1476 (491 amino acids)
Biological process (GO): carbohydrate transport; transmembrane transport
Cellular component (GO): membrane
Molecular function (GO): carbohydrate:proton symporter activity
Source: RefSeq, a predicted model, not a curated record
AUGCGAAGCUUCCAACUCGGUUAUGAUGAAACACUGUUCAAUAGCCUCCUUGCUCUCCCAGUUUGGAAUCGAACUUUCAAUGAUCCAUCGGGAUCCAGACUCGGGCUCAUGGCAGCCUAUGUGUCUUUCGGUCAUAUGCUUACUGUGCCAGUAAUUCAUAUGCUGGUAGAUAAUCUCGGGCGAAAGAGAGCUAUCUUUCUUGGAUGCAUUAUUUCGACUACGGGCGGCUUUGUCUGCACAUUUUCAAGAACCGAAUUCAUGUUCAAUUCUGGAAGAUUUAUCAUAGGGAUCGGGCAACCAAUAUCCCAAUUCGGGACUAUGUGCCUUAUCAACGAGCUCGUACACCCUCGACUCCGUGGAGCCUCCAGCGCAUUGAACAUGAGUUCGUUCUGCGUGGGGGGUAUGGCAACUGUAUGGAUAGCAUUCUUUUGUCUACGCUGGGGAAAUUCGGAUUGGCAGUGGCGCUUCGUUACACUCGCUCAAAACCUAGCACCCAUAACCCUUCUCAUGGGGCUUUUUGUUACUCCUGAAUCUCCGAGGUGGCUCAUAGGUCAAGGGAAACACGACGAAGCGCUCAGGAUUCUCGCCAAGUAUCAUGCUAACGGUAAUACGGAAGACGAACUGGUACAACAAGAAUUUCACGAAAUUGCUACGCACAUCCAGCAGGAUAUAGAUGCGGGGAAUGUUCACUGGAGGAAUUUACUCCAAUCUGCCGGUAACCGUCGAAGGAUGCUGGUAUUGACCCUGGCGGUCUCUGGAACCCUUGUACUCGGGUCUGGUAUAGCACGAAAUUAUUCUACAAUCGUUCUCAAAUCCAUUGGUAUCAAAGAUCCGGCUCGUAUCACUGCCAUAAAUGGCGGACUGGGAUUUUGGUUCACGAUAUGGACCUCAGCCGGCGCUUUGUCAGCUGACAAAGUUGGGCGUCGUACUCUCUACCUCGGCUCAACGAUUGGUAUGCUAUUAUCGCUGUGUGUCAUCACCGGGCUUUCGGCUUUAUUCGAAACCCAUACCAAUAACACUCCGAUUGCGAUCGGUGUGCUUGUAUCGUUUUUCGUUUUCACUGCCUUUCACCAGGCAGGAUGGACAGCCCUCUACAGCUUGUACCUAAUAGAGAUUUUACCGUUCUCUAUUAGAGGCAAGGCGUUGAAUUGGACUAAUUUUAUUCAAGCUUCCUCUGUGCUAUCGACGAAUUUUCUUGACCCGAUAGCACUGAAUGCGAUCCAGUGGAAAUAUUAUCUGGUUUUCAUUGGGUUGGAGGUAGUAUAUCUGGGCUUGGUGUGGUUGUUCUUUGUUGAGACAAAAGGCGGCACCAUCGAACAGGCCAGCAUAAUCUUCGAUCGCGGAAACUCAAAACCAGCUAGUCCAACGGUUUCAGAGGAACACAAGGAUCUGGAUAUUCCAGCGAUUCAGAGAAACUCUAUAAAUACGAGUAUUUCAGCAGAAAAAGAUUGCGUUGUCGGGAAUGAUUCAAACUAG